GUUCUGCAUCAACUUGCCAGGAACCUCGCCAGCAUGCCUCCUCCGUCGAGUCGCAUGACCAAGCAGCCCGUCCGGCCUGCACGAUUCUUUCCGGGCAAAGCAGUAGCCGAGGAUCCUGAUUCUGAAGAAGAGGACUCUGAGGACGAGGAAGACGAGCCAUCUGCGCCAAAGGCCCCAGCACCAAAGGCGACAUCGUUUCCGAAAAAGCUUGCGAUUGGCGAAGUAAAGCCAGCACCUAAAGCACCAGAGCAGAAACCUGAGGCGCCCGACCUCGAUGGAUUUGUCACUGCGUCAGAGUCGGAAGAGGACGAUGAAGACGGAAGUGGUAGCGAAGAGGACAGCUCAGAAGAGGAUGAGGAUAGCAGCUCUGACGAUGAGCCCAAAAAGCCCAUGCUUGCACCAAAGUUCAUUUCUAAGGCCAAGCGAGCACAACAAAGCACGCCUGCAGUAUCCGAGGAACAGAAAGCUGCAGAGGAGGAACGCCUACGGAAGGAGAAAGCAGACGCAUUGUUACAAGCACAGGUUGAGAGGGAAAUUGCUCUGAAAAAGGCUGGGAAGAAGAACUGGGACGAUGACGAUGUGCCGCAGGAUGAAGUGGACGACACAGAUGGAUUGGAUCCGGAGGCGGAAAGAGCUGCUUGGAAAUUGCGAGAGCUGAAACGAGUGCAACGAGACCGCAAUGCUCUCAUCGAGAAAGAGAAGAUGUUGGAAGAGAUUGAGCGCCGACGAAACAUGACGGAAGAGGAGAGGGCAGCUGAAGAUGCCGAGAAGAUUGCGAAGCAGGAAGCGGAGCGUGAAGAAAGAGGACAGAUGGGGCACAUGCAAAAGUACUUUCACAAGGGCGCCUUCUUCGACCCAGACGCUGAGCAAGACGAGGAGGUCAAGGCUGCUCUCACGCGUUCUAUUGCUGGGCGGAAGUUUGUGGAUGAGGCGAGUGACAAGACUGUUCUGCCCGAGUAUAUGCAAAUUCGGGAUGCCACAAAGCUAGGCAAGAAGGGUAGAACGAAGUACAAAGAUUUGAAGAAUGAGGAUACAGGACGCUGGGGAACUGAUAUCGGGCGGAAGAAGCGAGACUAUGAUGGGCUGGACGACCGCUUCAAACCUGACGAGAGCCGUGGAACUGCGUAUGACAGUACUGGAGCAAAUUCUGCGCCCCUGGGUGAAAGGCGGAGGAGAGACGAUGAUGGCAGGAGAGAUGAGAAGAGGCCACGAUAUGACUGAACUUCCGCGCGCAAGAAACCAUUCGGUCUAUGAAGCAAGUUGGUGAAGCGGUUGCAAAUGUUGGCUUGGGGCUCGUGGGCCGGAAGCGCAGCUGCCUGGUCACUACAUGCUUGCAAUAUCCCUGUUGCAUGUUUUGGUCAUAGCUCGCGCUUCCCUCGAGGCAAUUUCUUGCGCUGCAGCAACAAUCAUCUUAUCCUCACUCAAUCCGACCCGGACGUCCAAUACGACACGCAUGGCGGCGCUAGAAGGGAGUGUCAUCACUGCAGGCUCAGGCUCAGACGUAGGCUCCCUCGGGACACUAUCAGCGACGCUACUGACAUUCUGCCGCAGGGUCAUGGCACUGACGGGUGGCGGAGCACCGUGACACGCGCACUACGCACUACUGAGCUAUUGGAAGCCAUUCUAAGCAAGCUCUCA
Molecule: messenger RNA, 1638 nt
Organism: Cercospora beticola
Lineage: Eukaryota; Fungi; Ascomycota; Dothideomycetes; Mycosphaerellales; Mycosphaerellaceae
Product: microfibrillar-associated 1 family protein
Biological process (GO): mRNA splicing, via spliceosome
Cellular component (GO): U2-type spliceosomal complex
Molecular function (GO): RNA binding
Source: RefSeq, a predicted model, not a curated record